Molecule: messenger RNA, 2034 nt
Organism: Danio aesculapii
Lineage: Eukaryota; Metazoa; Chordata; Actinopteri; Cypriniformes; Danionidae
Gene: vrtn
Product: vertebrae development associated
Exons: 1
Coding region: 1-2034 (677 amino acids)
Biological process (GO): regulation of transcription by RNA polymerase II
Cellular component (GO): chromatin
Source: RefSeq, a predicted model, not a curated record
AUGAUUCAGAGGACAGAGGCGGUGCUCUCGGUCCUGGGGGAGCUGCAGGAGGCCACGGAGUGUGUGGGUCUUGAUGCCCUUACUAAAGUUGCAGUGGAGGUGGAGCAGGUCCUGGCCCCUUUCCAACUUCCUACAACACCCUGCUCUGAGAUCUCCUCAUGGCAGGGCAUUGACGCAGUGGCUCACAGGCUUUACCCAGGAGAUGCACCCACAGGUCUGCUGCCUCUGGUCUGCAAAGGAGAAGGAAACCUGCUGUUUGAUGCAGCUAGCAUGCUUCUGGUGGGCUCUACUAGUUUGAGUCUGGAGCUGCAGGUCAGGACGGUGGUGGAGAUGCUGAUUUGGAAGAGGUACUACCUGUGUGGAAUGAUCGACUCGAAAGUGAUGCUGCAAGCUGCCAGAUUUUCCCUGUGUGCUGAGGAAUCUCAGGAUAUGCUCAAUCUGCCCAUUCAGGUGCUGGAGGCCAUCUUCGAUGCCGAUGUCAAGGCCUCAUGCUUUCACGGGUCAUUUGCAAACAUGUGGCAUGUGUAUGCUCUGGCCUCUGUCCUGCAGUGCAACAUUUAUUCGGUUUAUCCCAUGUACAAUUUAAAGAUUCGGCCCUAUUUCAACAGGCUCAUUCGUCCAAGGAUAUGGUCGAAAGAUACAGAGCCGUUGACCCUUCACAUCAUGUGGUCUGGUGACCUAGAGGCAGGCUCCGUUUUCAAACCCCACAACUUUGUGGCCCUAAUUCAUGCAAGUGACCUCAAGAUUGGGAGUCCCAAUAGCGAGCAGCGUAUGCCCUUGGUGAAGUCCCUGGAGCUUCAGAAUCAAGAUGCUCAGCUGUCUUACUCCAACCUCAAAGACAAGUUCAACAUCACCAAAAGCACCUUUUACCGCUGGAAGAGGCAAAGCAUCGAGUACCACAAGAAAUCAGUGGCAAGGUAUGAGGCCAAACACUUUUUCCUGAUGUCCUACAAACAAGGAAAGGUCAUUCCCCUCAGCCAGUUUAAAGAACUUUUCCCAGAAAUUCCAAGGUCCACGUACUACGCAUGGAAGCAAGAGCUUGUUUCCUGUUGUAGCCUCUCAGGCGGCUCUACGGGGGAGUUGAGUCCUGGAGAGAGCACUGAACAAGACUACUGGUCCUCACCAGAAGUCAAGAAGACGCCAGGCCAAGGGAGCUUUGCUAACAUGUUGGCAUUCAAAUAUGAAAAACUGGAAGGAGAACGUACCCAAAAUGUGACCUUAAUGCAAGAGGCGAAGAAGAGUCUGCAGGACUGUAUUGUUGCCAACACCUCGUUCCCUUACAGAAUUUUCAAAAGAAAGUUUCCGGGCAUCUCUAGAUCCACAUACUACAACUGGAGGAGGGAAGCCAUGCUGUUUAUGCCUUUCAAGGAGCACUCUGGUAGCAGUGAAGAAGGCUCGGAUGCUGACAAAUCCCAGAGUCCCAGAAGUCAAGUGUCCCCUGCUAAGUUUGACAGACAGAAAUUGUCACCAAGAGUGAGGAUCUCCAGACGCAAACACAGAAGCCUGAGGCUGGCGUACCACCACAGGAAAAUGUUAAGGGAAGAAGCCAAAAUGCACAUUCGAAGGUCAAAGAUGUCCUUCAUCAAAUUCAAGCUCAAGUUCCCUUCGGUUUCCUCCUCUUUCUACUGGCUCUGGAGAGCUUCUUUGAAAAGAAAACCUGAAAAGCCUGCUGUGAUGUCUAACUCUGAGGAAUCCAAGAGCUUGGCCGUUUUGCCAGACGUCUUCCAAAAGAUAAAAACUCAAGGAAUGUUUUCUUUUGAUGGGAACAUCGAUUGCCUGAAUGGACAGACAGAAUUCACAAUGCCUGAGUACUCUCCGCCUGACCAGUCCAGUAAUGACCAUAUGUUUGUAAUGGAUGUUGUGGCGCUGGCCAACUUCAAGGCCAAAGCAAAGCUGUUUUUGCAACAGCGCUUUGAAGAAAAGGCCUUUCCUACAUUCAAAGAGUUCCGGUCCUACUUUCCUCUCACUCCUCGUUCCACCUACUACAUGUGGAAAAGGGCUCUGCAUCACGGGGUGCCUUUAAUUCAUGCCUGA